Messenger RNA from Protopolystoma xenopodis, 735 nucleotides. NCBI's taxonomy places the organism in Eukaryota, Metazoa, Platyhelminthes, Monogenea, Polystomatidea, Polystomatidae. The record is from the annotation of a GenBank genome assembly.
UUUUUCAAAUUACCUGAUGGUCUCGAUUCACAUGCAGAUCAGUCUCAGCUACAAUUUCUUGGUCGAUUUCUUAGUCUCCGUCAUCAGUGCAUGAAACGAGCUGCUCUCCAACCAAUUAAAAAUUUAGGUUCAAUUGACCCAUCCUGGCAGUCUCUUUCCGAGCACCCACCUGACAUCUUCGACUUGAUCUCAGUUUCUGGAAAUGAGUAUGAGUACUCUUUUUCAGGAAAUGUUGAUGGUGGGCUUGAUGAGAAAGUCUCACAAUUUAACGUAGAGGAUGUUAAGGAGUCUACUGAAAAUGCUUGGAGGCGCUCCACUACUCUAUCGUUGUCAGGUCCGCCUUUAUAUCCUGGCAUAACCAAAAAGCUCAAAGGAUUGACCAAUAUUCAGUCUUUUCUUAACCAGCAUGGAGCCACUCAGUUGAUCGUAAACCUCAUAAAAGAUAGCAACACUAGCGAGAAGAUUUUCGUCGAAACGAUAAGCUUGGCGAAUGGAUUGCUAUUAAAUGGAAAUCCUCGGGUACAAGUAAGUACUGUAGGAAAACUUAAUUAUUUAUAUUUUGUUUUAUUUAUUAAUAUUGCUUAUAUUUUUUGGUUAAUGAAUACAUUUUACUGUCGAAAUGAAUGUCGUUUUAGAUACAGCUCUACACGCACAUUCUCCCAACCCUCUCAUCUUUUCAAUGAAUCUAAAUUCAUUCAAUGUACUAAAACUAAUGUAUUUAUUUUAGAUUUUUGA